This is a messenger RNA of Cuscuta campestris, 664 nucleotides long. Lineage: Eukaryota; Viridiplantae; Streptophyta; Magnoliopsida; Solanales; Convolvulaceae. The record is from the annotation of a GenBank genome assembly.
UUCAAGUGUUUAGACUCAAGGAUUUAAUUGUAUAUAGUGGUUAACAUGCGAAUAGUUGUUUCUAUAGUUUUGCAUGCAUUUAUUCCUAAGACAUUCGAAUGCUUGGUACUCCUUCCGUCCCAAAUUAUAAUGCUUGUUUUUCUUUUCCGUCCGUCCCAAAAUGAUAUGCCUAUUUCCUUAUUUGAUCGCAGAGAUGGAUGGAACAGAUGAUGAAAUGGAUUUCUCAUCUGCCUUAGUACUCCCAAUUCAUACAAAAUAGAGCUUGAAUAUGCGUUUGAUGAGAUUUGUAUUGAAAAGUAGAUGGAAAUGCUGAGGGAAAGGCUUGCCGCCUAUUACAAGCCCAAAGGGGAUGAGCCUAAAGAGGAUGAUUGUAAAGCGAUAAAGAAGAAAGAGGAUGAGGACGAUGAUGACACCCAAUCUGAGUCCUACGAAUACAAAGAGGGGGAUGAUGUUCUGUGGGAAUAUUUUAUCUCAGAUCCAACGGGACACUACAAAGACUUCUAGGGGAGUAUUCCUCUCUUCUUAUCACUGGAAUUUCCUUGAAGUGGAUGAAGACUUGAAAAUGACCCAAAGGCUGUUUGGCUGGAGUUGAUAUAGGGCAAUGGAGUUUCCAUUUUUUGGAAUGUUUUGCACGAAAGUAGUGCAAUAAAUUUGUAAAGUGCUG